UUCCCGGAAUCGUUGUUCCUCUUGUGACUGUUGAAAAACAAGCAGCUUUGUUUAGUUUGUGUCUUGCCGGGAGAAGCGUUAUGUUUAUUCGCUUGAUUAGAAUUAAGAAGAUCAGGUUUCGGUUUUUAGUGUCUGACAGCGAUGAUAACUGACGCCCUUCUUGUUUAUUUUUUAGUUUAGUUUUCUGUCAAUGGAUUACAUAUUAAAGUUGUCUAUUUUAAGCCAAAAUUUCCCAGUAUUCUGUAAUUUUUUUGAUUUAAGGAACAGAAGCUUAAAAUUAACGUGUUAACUUUAGUUUUGUAUUUCACUAACGCAUAUGGAUAAAACUCACAGUUGGGUGAUGCAGUAUAGUUUAGUUUUUUAUGAUUUUACAAAAUACAAAGUUUUUUAGUUUUAAAAAAAAUCUAUUUUGUGCAUAUCUAGGUAGAUGACAUGACAAAACGCACACAAAUCCUGCUAUUCGGUUGGCAUGAAAUAGUAAAUAUUAAAGAAAUUAACUAAUAUUUUAACCAGGAUUCUCUGAAGCAUUCAGGUUUGUGUUUUGUUGCUGCCAAAAUUAUCCUUAUGAUGUCAUCAGAAGUAAUAAGGUUAUUUUAGAUAAGUUAGAUUUUAUCAUGAUGAACUAAUGACUUAUAGCAAAAUAGAAAAAUAAAGCUAAAAACUGACAAUUUAAUGUUGUUCUUUUAGGUGACCUGAAGUGAGUUGGUUGAUUUUUACAGACAAAUCUGAAGUGAAUCUUUAAUCCUGUGGCAUAUUAAAAAACAUCACAUCAGGUUCCUCUGGGCCUUUACAGCGUCAUGACUUUAAAUUACAGACCAGAUAACCAAAUGUUUCCAAGUCAGAGCUUUAUUUUGCUGCGUCCUCCAUGUUUCCUCUUAUUGUUGCUAAUUUGUCCUUUUCGCAUGAAGUUAAUCUGAAUCUCAAAGACAGAGAUUCAGUAACGCAUUGAUUGUUCCUGACAGGAAUCCUCGUGAUGCCUUGCUCUCAUACUUGCUUUAGUCACAUGAAAAAUGAUAAAUAUAUGUUUUAUCUCCGCUUUCAUCUGAUAGUGAAUUAAACACAAACAGUUUCUUUAGAUAAGUUUAUUAAAAUAUAAAUUGCUACACUUUAAUGACUCUGAUUCCAAGAAGUUGGACCUUUUUCUAAUCUUUCAAAGUUGUCUUGGUCAGCAGUUUUUCAAGGUUUUUGGAUAUUUUUGGAAAUUUCUGCUUAUUUUUUCCCUAGUAAUUGUGUUAAUGUUUUUUCAGUAAACUAUGAGUUUUGCCAGUAGCUCCUCCUGAAGAACUUGUUAUGUUCUUCCACAAUUUAAUUGUUUGUCCAAAGGUUUUCCAGCAAACCAACAUAACUUUUCUUCAGCAGUGGAGCAGUAAAGUCCAUUGCAGUUGAGUUCAGCACAUGUUGUUUUUCAUAAAUAAAACUUCUCGCAGGUAAAUCUGUCUUUCUGAAGCUCUCUGUGAGGAUUUCUUAACUUCUCUGCUUCUUUUGUAAAUCCUUCCUGCUUCUUAUUUCCUUGAUAAAUAACAGUGAGGAACAUGUUGUACUUUUUACUCUUGAGGUUUAAUUUGAAUUAUUUCACAAACUCAGAAACACCUGAUCACUUUUCCCUGAUGUGUAAAAAAAAGCAAAUAAAGAGGAUGUACUUUCUUUCUUUACCAUGACUUUAUCUACUUCCUGUUUCUCUCUCAGACAUUUCAAUAGUUCCUAAUUAAAGCAAAGUUUAAUUAGGAACUUCCUCAAAGUCGCGGCGCUUUGUAACAGUAAAGUUAAACUAAAUGUCAGGCUGUUGUCAAGGUGAUUCUGACCCAGAUUAUUUGUUUAAUUUGCAGUAGAUUUUGCAUAAAUGCUGAAAAAUGGGCAGAAAGCAGAUAGUUUUUGUUUAUGUUGCAGUUGCACAUAAUGAGACUUUAGAAGUGAAACAGGCCCACAGCAUCACCCAACCUCCACUGUGCUUAUCAUCGACUCACCUGGAGGUUUUGUUGUUGGAAAGUUUAGUCUGAUUCAGGUGAAAUCCCCGGAGAGUUGAGCAAACUUCACAUGUUUGUGACAGAAGAGUACCAGUAGUAAGUAUCUCAGAUGACAACUGAUGGUUGAUUUGGAGACUUGGUGGCUAAGCCUCUCUCAAUAAUCAAUUAAUCUUAUGAUAAAUCAAGAUCAGCUGAUUAUUAAUAUUUUUUCAAAGAGCAGUUUUGUUUAGAGAAACUUCAUAAUCCAUUUUAUUUAUAUUUUUGGUUGUGUGUGUUUUUAGUUUCUGUUUUAUUUACUGUUUUUUGUUGUUUUAUUUUAUUAAAAAUAUCUUCCUGUUCCAGUGUAAAGUCUUCCUUAUAAUAUGAAAGUUUAUUAACCUUUGAAAGGGCAAACCUGCAUUAUUAUGCCCUUGUCAAUAUAUUACUUAAAAUGGUCUCAAAAUAACUAUUUUUUGGACAGUUUGUUAUUGUCACAGGCCUGUUGGUGACUCCAGGACUUCAUAUUUUGAUGCAGUGAUGUUUGGAGAUGUUUUUGUGUGUGGUGAAGAUACAUUUUGCUCCUCGUUCUGCUUCGUUUGUCUCAGUUUAGACCAGUAGCUAUUAUUUUUAAAUUUUUCCCUUACUGAAUAAAAUUAAAAGUUGCAUUUUUCAGUGAUGAUGAGCUACUGGAUUAAAGCUAGGUUUGUCUUAAAAGCUUUUUACAUAUCAAGGGUUAAUUCAUGACUGAGAAAAUGUCUGCAGAUUUUUCUACGUUCUGCUGAAAAUGCAGGUUUUGAAAGCAGACUGCUGUUAAACUGUGAGCUGAGUUUCACUGGAUGCCACCUGUUGUCCAUCAGAACUGCUCUGCUGAAGCUAAACAUGUUCAGAUUACUGAAACAGGAAGUGGUACUGGGAACAUUUCUGCAGAAUUUCAACAACAAUCCCGAUCAGCUGAAACUCCGUCACGCGUUCAUCUCGCUUCCUCUCUGCUUUGUUGACGUUUUAAUGUUUCCAGCUCAUCAUGGCUCAGUAGCAGCGACCCACCGACCGAUCCAGUCCGCGUCAGACGCCUGCCAUGCCGCUGCCCAAUGGCCGCUCCAUCAACACCGAGGACAGCGGAGACACCGAGGUUCUCCUGGGGAAGGACGCCGUUCCCCCUCGGUGCUGCUCGGCCCGUCUCAGCCUCGCCGUCCUCAUGUUCCUGGGGAUCUCCGUGGUCUACGGUCUCCGGGUCAACCUCAGCGUCGCCAUGGUCGCCAUGGUGAACGCCACGGACCCGGCCGGAACCAGGAACACCACGGCGGACCCGGCGUGUCCGCUGCCGUCGGGACCAGAAAACAGCAGCAGAACCCUGCAGCAGCCGGACGGGACCCCCCAGUAUCACUGGGACUCAGAGACUCAAGGCUGGCUGCUGGGCGCCUUCUUCUUCGGGUACCUGUGCACUCAGAUCCCGGGUGGCUACCUGGCCGGUCACUACGGCGGGAAGGUCUUCCUGGGUGUGGGCGUGUUCGGCACGGCUGUCCUCACCGUCCUCACGCCGCUGGCUGCUGGGUGGGGGUCGCGCUGGCUGUUCGCUCUGCGGGCCCUGGAGGGCUUCGGAGAGGGCGUGACGUUCCCAGCCAUGAUGGCGAUGUGGACCCGGUGGGCUCCGCCUCUCGAGCGCUCCUUCCUGAUCUCCCUGUCGGGUUCUGGGGGAAGCUUCGGCGCCUGCCUGGCGCUGCCGCUCACCGGUUACAUCUGUGAACAGCUGGGCUGGCCCGCUGUGUUCUACCUCUGCGGAGGCGCCGGGUGCCUCUGGUUCGUUUUCUGGUGCAUUCUCGUGUCCGACGACCCUCGAACUCACCGUCGGAUCAGCGAACAGGAGAGAGAUUACAUAAUAAACUCUAUUGGAGCUCAGGGCAAAGGUCACGGCUGGUCGCUGCCUCUUGUGUCCAUGGGGCUUUCCGUCCCGCUGUGGGCCAUCAUCGUCACCCAGAUGUGCUCCAACUGGUCCUUCUACACGCUGCUCACCUCCCUGCCCACCUACAUGAACGACAUCCUGCACUUUGACCUGCAGUCGAACGGCUUCCUGUCGGCGCUGCCGUACUUCUGCAGCGUUCCGGUCUCACUGCUGUCCGGCGUGGCUGCUGAUUGGCUCAUCAUGAGGCAGGUGUUCAGCAUCACCAACGUGCGCAAGAUCUUCACCUUUACAGGCCUGGUGCUGCCGGCGCUCUUCCUCAUCGCCGUCUGCUACGCCGGAUGCAGCCACAUCCUCACCGUCACCUUCCUCACGCUCUCCACCAGCUUAGGAGGGACCAGCUCCGCCGGAGUCUACGUCAACCAGAUCGACAUCGCUCCCCGGUACGCCGGAUUCCUCCUGGGAAUCACCAACACGUUCGGGACGAUCCCGGGCGUCGUGGCGCCGAUCGUGACGGGAUACUUUACAGAAGAUCACACCAUGGCAGGCUGGAGGACGGUGUUCUGGGUCGCUGCUGGGAUCAACAUCGGCGGCGCCGUCAUUUACAUGAUAUUUGGCAGCGGGAAGAUCCAGGCGUGGGCCGUCGAGGAGGAAGAGGAGGAUGAGGAGGAUGAGGAGAGGGCGGUAGGUCCAAGCUGAAGAAAAACCAAAGAGAAGCAGCGAAGCUCAACCUGGUGAAGGAUUCAGGGCAAUUAAUCCACAGACUGACCUCAACGCACAGUUUUCACUUCUUUUGCAACAUUUUCUUCUUGUGGGACGUUUACAUCGCUUUAAAAACGCUUUAAUUCACCGCUGAUUUCUUACUUUCUUGCCUUCUAAUGAUUCAUAUUUUCCUGUAAUCAUUGAAGGUGGUCUUGCUCAGUAUUUUGAAGGUUUAUUUUUGGACUUUGGCUGAUUUUUCACUCCGUAUCAGUUGAGUUCC
Messenger RNA from Xiphophorus couchianus (Monterrey platyfish), 4822 nucleotides. RefSeq names its product sialin. The record is from RefSeq and is a predicted model, not a curated record. Gene Ontology annotation, molecular function: transmembrane transporter activity. Gene Ontology annotation, cellular component: apical plasma membrane. Gene Ontology annotation, biological process: transmembrane transport; monoatomic anion transport. The transcript has 11 exons. The coding region runs from base 3019 to 4539 and encodes 506 amino acids. NCBI's taxonomy places the organism in Eukaryota, Metazoa, Chordata, Actinopteri, Cyprinodontiformes, Poeciliidae.